AUGCCCGCUCGCAAUCAUCCUCAUCCUCAGCCCAGUCGGGAGGUCAUCGCCAAGAACAACGAUAUCCAAUUCAGUUCCACAGGUUGGAAGACCACCCAUCAUGGAGGGAAUAGCACAACAGGGAAAGCUAGCCUGUCCUAUACAUUUUUUGGUUCCAAGGUCCAGAUAUAUGGAAAAAUCAACCAAGACAACCGAAGUGUCAGUCCGACCUUGGUUUGCGCUCUAGAUGGGCAGCAAUUUAACUCUAACAACACAAAUCAUGCAACGAAUGAUGAUGACCGUCUCUGCGAGUGGCACUCCGAUGCACAAGCCGGCUCUCAUACAGUGAUGUUGAACUUUACUGACAAUGGCGGAGACAGUCUUCGCUUCGAGCGUAUACUUUAUCGACCGGAUCCCACUAUACCUUUGAAUGACGUUACGAUUUAUGUGCCCCAUUCAGAUCCUGCAAUACGCUACGAAGGUGACUGGAAGCAAGUCAAUGGUAGUCACAUCGCAACAAAUGGGCAAGCAAACAUAUCUUUUUCUUUUAUUGGAAGCAGUCUUCAGUGGUUCUGUGAUACACCUUCCACUACGAACAAUUCGCUUAACCAAUCCAUUCAAUUUUCUCUCGAUUCUAGCCAAACAUUCCGGCCAGUGGAUCGAGACUCCAACGACGGUGAUAAGUCACCUCGAAGGUCAUUCUUCAAAAUUCCAGAUCUUGGAUCCGGCCAGCAUAACAUUACAAUUUUCACUAAAGGAUUUUCAAAUUUAACGCUUUCGCAUCUAGUGCUGCUCAAUUCCGAAAUACAAGCCAGCACUAGCGGUAUUCUCUCAUCACCCCUCCCAUCUUCAACUUCAUCAGACAACACCCUCCCGUCUUCCACCCCAUCAGAGACCUCAGACCAUAAACACAAAAAACAGGAUCACGAUCAUCACUCUAGCCAAAUGUCAUUCAAAGAGAAAAUGGUGAUAGGGUUUGUUGUAGGAGGUCUGUCACUUUUUUUCCUUGCAUUGUACACCUACUUGUUCUGUCGACGGCGACGGCGACGCAACCGGAUGAACGGAUGCAAGUGCGAAGAAAAAAAUACAGGAAUGCCCAAAGUCUCGAAACGAGGUCAUCAGGCAACCACCACCCUGCCUGCGAUAUUCUCACACGAAUACCCAUUCGCACGGCAAUCUCCAGCGCAACUUCGCAGCAACCAACGCCAAGUCAACGCCUCGAAAAAGCGUCUGACGGUAUCUUCAUCAUCGACGGCAGCCAACACCCUCUUCCAAGUCGCCCCGCUCAGCGCGUUGCCGACGAAGAGCGAGCCCGACACUCCGAGAACCAACCGUCCGAACGUUGCUCGUUUUUUCCGGUUCAGCCGUUUUAGCGAGACUUCGCGGUGGACGACGUCGAGCUCCCUUACGCUUCUGCCGUCGCCGAAGCGGCCUUUUGUGGCUUUGCCGGACGACGAUGACCAGACGGUGGUCAUGGGUUACAGGCCUGGAACCAACAGGGUGGUUCAAAGCCACAGUCGCCCCCCUGAGCCACUUCCGCCAUAUCCUGGACGUUAG
This is a messenger RNA of Psilocybe cubensis, 1536 nucleotides long. RefSeq lists its product as uncharacterized. NCBI's taxonomy places the organism in Eukaryota, Fungi, Basidiomycota, Agaricomycetes, Agaricales, Agrocybaceae. Bases 1 to 1536 code for a protein of 511 amino acids. The record is from RefSeq and is a predicted model, not a curated record. The transcript has 3 exons.